Messenger RNA from Betta splendens (Siamese fighting fish), 2431 nucleotides. RefSeq lists its product as uncharacterized. Bases 578 to 1324 code for a protein of 248 amino acids. Lineage: Eukaryota; Metazoa; Chordata; Actinopteri; Anabantiformes; Osphronemidae. The transcript is spliced from 6 exons. The record is from RefSeq and is a predicted model, not a curated record.
GCGCUUCCCGAACUCUAAUCGCUCGGGCUGACAUCACGCGGAGGAUUUGCUACAAUGUCAAACAUCCACAGGCUGCGCGAGCUCAUGGCUUCCCCGCGCCACAAUGAGAAGCGUCGCCGCGUGCAGCUGCUCGUCCUCUGAACGCACAGCUCCGUUCACCUUCGCUGGGUUUAAUCCAUGGUCCCGGACGGGAUGCGUUUGAGGUUCGAGUGAGCGCGAGAGCCAGGUCAGAGGUCAGAGGUCAGAGGUCAUGCUGCGGAGGGACUCGCACUCCCACGGCCUCUUCUCCUCCGGCGAGACGUCCGACAAUGACUGUGAGGUGAGGCUGCUGAUUUACCGACAGCUACAUAUGUGAUGAAGCAUCGACCCAACUGCAACUGUUCACGAUGUUAUUUACAUCUUUGACUGCAUCGCAUGGAUUUGUCAGCGCGGAACGCACAAACCAUCCUCCACUCUAAAAUGCGAGUAGGUGGAACAGGUUAAAAGCCAGAAAUCUCAUCACUGAACCACUGACAGGGAUGAAGAUAUGAAAGCUGUAGCGCGGGAUAUUUGAUAAAGGAUCCUCAAUCUUCACGUGAUGCAUCCAUCAAAGCUUCACUCCUUUCCUGGCUGGUACUUUGUUAUGAUGCUGCCGGCUAACGAUAAAAGCCUCGGAUGCAUUAAGUCAACAGAUCACGGUUGUUUUGCUGCUCUGCUCUUUGUCUCUGUGUCUCAGAUGGGGGCGAGCUGUGGAGAGGUAGAUGUAGUGUGUCUGUGCGAGGCCGGUCCCUGUACACUUUAUUCAGAAGCACAUACGCCUACGCCGGGCACGCUGCUGUGCGAACACUGUGGAAGAAACAGAGUAUUAUUGAACAGGUACUCCGAGGGAUACGGCACAGAGGAAGAGUGUGUGAUGUCUGACCCACAGGGCGAGAGCGAUGCAGAUGCUGACAUAGAGGAUACAGAUUGCAGACUCCAGGAGCCCGGUUCCCUCCAGCGAAUCAGCUCGCGGAGACGCAAGCGUCCGCGAGUAGCUCGCCAAGACACCACUGAGAGCGAGGACGACGGCGGACGCAGCAACAGGACUCAUCGCUGGAACCUGAGGCUCAGUCCUGACAGGACACACAGCAGGAUCAUACUGGAGGAGAGCAUAUCACAGGUCCGGCCACUGGUCAUUUGCCGGCCAAGCGUGAAGAGUCCAGCUGAGCAGGCCAGAGGUUCCAAACGGACGUCUCUGUGGCCGCCAUCCUUCUCUCUUCCGCUCCUCCUCCUCCUCUCGCUGCCUCUCUCCCUGUCCCUCAUCAUCGUUAUGGUUUCUUUCUUCCUACCAUGGGCCAGCGCCUGAGAUUAUCAUUCCGAAAAAGAAACCAGAGGGAAGCACAAUAACAGAAGCAGCAACGUGAGGUUUUGGCUCCAUUAAAUCCAAUACGACACAGAUUGACACAGGUUAAACAAAUCCUACAUUCACAAUGGACCCGCAGUGAAAGCAACGUGCACUCAGUGCUUUCCGCUGCCUCAGAAAACCUCACUUUCUGUCUCGCGUCCUCACCCCCUCAAUUGUAAAAAUAGACCUCUCUCGUCUCGUUCCACGUUCUAAUGAGCGACAGGUGUGGGAAGGGUUUCAGGGCUGCGCAGGUACUUUCAAUCAGGAACAUAGCAGGCUCGGUGAACACAAACAAUAAAAAACACGAUGCUGCUGAACUAUGCAAUUCUCCCGCCCCUACUGUAAGAGAGCGUCUCCUGUGUCCUUGGCACUGUCGUCACCUUCUUGGCCCCUUUUCUCUCGGAGGAAAACACUUCACGAAUGCAGGGACUUGCUACUGAAAUAGAGCAUGACCCAAUUUUAAAAGCAAUAGCUGAGCGAUCUCAUAUAACUCCCAUCAUUUAUAUGACCCCCAGUACAUGUGAUAGUGUAAUGAAUGGGUUUCAUGUAUUAUUUUACGUUUUGCAGACUGAUUUUAGAAACUGAUCCUUCUACUUUUUCUGCCUGCUCUUGUGUAUGGUUUUAGGAAAAUAAGCUGACCUCAGACAAAAAAUAGCUUUACUGAUACUUAUUAAUGUUUAAACUAACUAUUUCACAGGUGAAACACUGAUAUCAUGUUUAAAAAUACUUAUGUUACUAUGUCUGUGUUUAUGAAUUACAAUUUAGAUGGAAGUUGAGCUUGACAAUCAGUCAUGCUAUUUAUUUCUAAAUAAAGUUACUGGAAUAAAGCCGUCUCCCAUGGCUUCACUGUACUGUAUAUUUAAUGAUGGGAAAUUUUUAUAUUACUUUGAAACCACUGUUCUUUUUCACUCCACACUGACGUUUCUUGCUGUAGAGAUGAUUUAGUUGAAUUCCUUCCUGCCUGUUGCAUAGCUGGUUUUACAUUUUCUUUGAUCUUAUUUCUUUCAUGGGGCCAUAUAAGAUCAAUAAAUCUAGAUUGUAUUUUGAGAAAUAAAACCUCUCUAUUUC